This is a messenger RNA of Grammomys surdaster, 1422 nucleotides long. It is a transcript of the gene Ppp4c, whose product is annotated as protein phosphatase 4 catalytic subunit. Gene Ontology annotation, cellular component: nucleus; cytoplasm. Gene Ontology annotation, molecular function: protein serine/threonine phosphatase activity. Gene Ontology annotation, biological process: double-strand break repair via homologous recombination; peptidyl-serine dephosphorylation. Lineage: Eukaryota; Metazoa; Chordata; Mammalia; Rodentia; Muridae. The transcript is spliced from 9 exons. The coding region runs from base 193 to 1116 and encodes 307 amino acids. The record is from RefSeq and is a predicted model, not a curated record.
GGCGCGCGAGAGAACUGGUUUCCCUUUGCUUCCGCGGCGAGGCCGGAAGUAGAAGCGGCGGUGGUGGCGGAGGCCCAAAGCGGAGGGAAGUGGGGAGUCGGAGAGACUCAGCCGGAGUCUUAGCGGCGGAGACCCCUGUGCGGUCCGGAGGGGGCGGCGGCCCCGACUCUGACCCGCGCCGGGGGGUGGGCCAUGGCGGAAAUCAGCGACCUGGACCGGCAGAUCGAGCAGCUGCGGCGCUGCGAGCUUAUCAAAGAGAGCGAAGUCAAGGCUCUGUGUGCUAAGGCCAGAGAGAUCUUGGUAGAAGAGAGCAACGUGCAGAGGGUGGACUCGCCAGUCACAGUAUGCGGUGACAUCCAUGGACAAUUCUAUGACCUCAAGGAGCUGUUCAGAGUAGGUGGCGAUGUCCCUGAGACCAACUACCUCUUCAUGGGAGACUUUGUGGACCGUGGUUUCUACAGUGUUGAAACCUUCCUCCUCCUGCUGGCUCUUAAGGUUCGAUAUCCUGACCGAAUCACUUUGAUCCGGGGCAAUCAUGAGAGUCGCCAGAUUACCCAGGUCUAUGGAUUCUAUGAUGAGUGCUUACGGAAAUACGGUUCGGUGACUGUAUGGCGCUACUGUACUGAGAUCUUUGACUACCUCAGCCUGUCUGCCAUCAUUGAUGGCAAGAUCUUCUGUGUGCAUGGAGGUCUUUCCCCUUCCAUCCAGACCUUGGACCAGAUCCGGACAAUUGACCGAAAGCAAGAGGUACCCCAUGAUGGACCCAUGUGUGACCUCCUGUGGUCUGACCCUGAAGACACAACAGGCUGGGGAGUGAGCCCCCGUGGGGCAGGCUACCUGUUUGGCAGUGACGUGGUCGCCCAGUUCAAUGCAGCCAAUGACAUUGAUAUGAUCUGCCGUGCCCACCAAUUGGUGAUGGAAGGUUACAAGUGGCACUUCAAUGAGACCGUGCUUACUGUGUGGUCAGCGCCUAAUUACUGCUACCGCUGUGGCAAUGUGGCAGCCAUCUUAGAACUGGAUGAGCACCUCCAGAAAGAUUUCAUCAUCUUCGAGGCUGCACCCCAAGAGACACGUGGUAUCCCCUCCAAAAAGCCAGUGGCCGACUAUUUCCUGUGACUCCUUGGCCCCAGCCCCUCUGGCCCUUGGACCACUGUGACUGCCCUCUGCCCAGACGGAGGCUGGGUAUGAGGGGCUGCCUGGCUUUGCUUGCCCCAGGGUGCGGACUUGCUCUGGAGAGGUUGGAGCCUUAGCUCCUGGCUUCCUCUCCUUUCUCCCACUUGAUCCAUGAAGUUUCCAGUCAUUUUUUGUUUUUCUUUUUUCCUUUUUCUUUUUUCUUUUAUUUCUCUCUUUUUUUUUUGUUUUGUUUUUAGAUAAAACAUUUUGAGAAAAAAAGAAAAAAAUUCUAAUAAAAGAAGAAAAAUA